Messenger RNA from Candidula unifasciata, 645 nucleotides. The record is from the annotation of a GenBank genome assembly. NCBI's taxonomy places the organism in Eukaryota, Metazoa, Mollusca, Gastropoda, Stylommatophora, Geomitridae.
AUGAGGAGUGUGUUAAUACUCGUCUUGUAUUGGUCUGCCGUCGUACAAACGACAGCCGAAGAGUUGUCCAAGAAUGUAUUAGACUUUCUGACGUACGCAACUGGUGAUUUUGAUAAUAAAGUUCAAGUUCACCUAAAGGGACAGGAGUACGACUUGAUUCAGUCCAGGGCUCGACGUGUCCAUGUGCCCUCUUUAGAACCAAACAUUACGCUGUUCAUUGAACAAGCCACUAGUGGAGUGAUCAAGUUCUUUAACUUGGGUAUAGUUACGGAGGGACCUGGCAACACUGUUUCUAUGAAACUUUACAAUUUUACUGAUUACUCUGAUAUCAAGUUCGGAAGUUACGAUCUGGACAAGAUCUCGCAGGUGAAACCGGAACAACUCCAGAGCGAUGACAAGUGUGUGGCUUCAUUUGAGAUCUGGGGUAAAGGGUUGAUGGUUGCGGUGUAUCCCAACUGUAGGUAUACUGAAAAUGGGGAACAUCCAAACAUGCUCAUAACCUACGCUUGUGAUUUUGUCACGGUGACCUACCCUCCCAACACCGGCCAGAAACAUACAGCUGCCCCUUAUGUCUUUCAGCACAAGUCGACAGGCGAACCGCUGGAGGGCGCCCCAAACGACUACAUUAGUCCCUGCGACAACUGA